UCUCCAAAUUUUAGGGGAAAUGAAAACCCCUGAAUCUUGCUCAUUGCUAGUAAUAUCUAAUUCCAAAAUAAAUUCUUUAGAUUAUUUUUUCAUAAUCUACAUAUUAGUUUUAGAUUAUAUUUUCAGAUCAGCCACGUGUCCACCAGUUCCCGUCUCAGCGACCGGACUCAGUUCCCGUUCUCUCUCCGCACUGCUCCCAGCGAUGCCUUUCAGUCUAAAGGAAUAGCUCAUUUGGUGCUGCAUUUUGGAUGGACCUAUGUAGGAAUGGUUGCCGAUUCUAAUGACCAUGGCUACCAAGGAAUUCAAGGGGUGAGGCAAGAAAUAAUCCAAUUGGGAGUCUGUGUUGCAUUUAUAGAGUAUAUCCAAAACAGUCAACCAGACAAAAAUAUUCCACGCAUCAUCCAGACUAUUAAAAAUUCCAGAGCUAAUGCUAUAGUUAUAUUUGUAUCGGAUGUUGAUCUCAUUUCUCUGCUGAAGGAGCUUUUACAUCACAAUGUGACCAAGAAGACCUUGGUGGCCAGUGAAGGUUGGGCAACUUCGACCUUAUUGUCCUCUGAGAAAUAUUCAACACAUCUCACUGGAACAUUGGGAUUCGCUUAUUACAGUGAGGAUAUACCAGGCUUCAAUGAAUUUAUUGAAAACAUCAAAUUCUCCAAAUUAUCACAAGAAAUGUGGGAUUUGAUGUUCUGGGAGGAAAAUGCUGGUUGCACUCUUCUAGAUUACCAAAAUAUAACCUUCAUCCGGGAAAGGCCUGCAAGGAAUUGCACCGAUAAUGAUAUCAUUGAAAAUUUUCAGAUAAGCUUGGAUAAUGUCACCAGCUUGCGUCUCCUUUAUAACCUCUACAGUGCUGUAUAUGUAAUUGCCAAAGCCUUUCAUGACUUGAACAGUUGCCAAAAUGGGAAAGGCCCUUUUUUAAAUGGGAGUUGCUCAGACAUUUGGAAUAUGAAGCCAUGGCAAGUAAGAUUGUCUCUAGUAACAUAAUUUAACAAAAAAUAAGUACUAAACACAAUAUUUGAUUUUGGGAAAACUGUGCUGGUGGACA
Rana temporaria (common frog) is the source of this 1042-nucleotide messenger RNA. Its product is annotated as extracellular calcium-sensing receptor-like. Gene Ontology annotation, molecular function: G protein-coupled receptor activity. Gene Ontology annotation, cellular component: membrane. The transcript has a single exon. The record is from RefSeq and is a predicted model, not a curated record. Lineage: Eukaryota; Metazoa; Chordata; Amphibia; Anura; Ranidae. The coding region runs from base 265 to 981 and encodes 238 amino acids. Gene Ontology annotation, biological process: G protein-coupled receptor signaling pathway.